AUGAAUCACCAUGGGACUAUUCAAGAAAAGCAGAGUUUCUUCUCUUCUGGUGGUGUUCCAGUCAAGUUUGAGGAUGCCCCAAGUAUCACUUCAGAUAUUUGGAUUGCUGAAACUGAGAAAGCUCAGCAGAGUUUCCCUGACAUUCACUUUCAAUAUGAAUCCAUCAAGGGGGAUAGGUCUGGCAUGGUUCUUGUGGAGGAGCUCAAUGCCAGUGGUACUCACACUGGAAAGCCUUAUGGGUUUGCCCACUUCCCUCCUGUAUCAACCACUUACAAUUUCAUUGUCAACGAUCCAGAGAGGCUGUGGUUCAAGGUCAAGGAUGGCAAGAUCACUGCCAUGGAAGUGAUUUCUCUGGGAGAUCUCACUGGUCCUCCUGGCUUUUAUGCACAAGUGGGUGGCAAAAUGGAAAUGCCUCCACCAUCAGAAGAUUGA
This is a messenger RNA of Seminavis robusta, 432 nucleotides long. Lineage: Eukaryota; Bacillariophyta; Bacillariophyceae; Naviculales; Naviculaceae. The record is from the annotation of a GenBank genome assembly.